Molecule: messenger RNA, 1332 nt
Organism: Gymnogyps californianus (California condor)
Lineage: Eukaryota; Metazoa; Chordata; Aves; Accipitriformes; Cathartidae
Gene: GPR132
Product: G protein-coupled receptor 132
Exons: 3
Coding region: 1-1332 (443 amino acids)
Biological process (GO): negative regulation of G2/M transition of mitotic cell cycle; G protein-coupled receptor signaling pathway; G1/S transition of mitotic cell cycle
Cellular component (GO): membrane
Molecular function (GO): G protein-coupled receptor activity
Source: RefSeq, a predicted model, not a curated record
AUGCUCUUUCUAGAGGCUGAGGAGAUGGUGGCUGCUUGGUCAAGGAGGCUGGAACAGGCAGCAAAAUGGCAGCAGGAGGUGAAGAGGCAAAGCAGAUCUGAGGAAGAGCCCUUGUACAAUGUAGAAGCCAGCGAGAUUGACUGUGACCACAAGUGGCCAGGGCCAGAAGACUCUUCCCUGGACAGGGCAGAGAGCCAGGAGAAGGAAACACCAGCUGGAAAAAGAAUAAUGGAAAAUUGUACGGACACAAAUAAUAGCUCCACUUGCACAGGAAUUCCCUACAAAGACAGCAAGACACUUCUGGUUGCUGUUUACAGCAUCGUUUUUGCCAUAGGCCUUCCAGCAAAUUGCUUAACUUCCCUGCUUACUUUUAUACAAAUCCAAAGGAAUAAAGUAAUUGCCAUCUACAUUUUCAGUUUAUCAUUGUGUGAGCUGAUGUAUUUAAGUACCUUGCCUCUCUGGAUUAUCUAUGUGCAAGAUGAGCACCACUGGAAUAUGGGUGUAAGGGCUUGCAGAAUAACAGGAUUCAUCUUCUUCUGCAACAUAUACAUCAGCAUUCUGCUUUUGUGCUGCAUUUCUGUGGAUCGUUACGUGGCACUGGUGUAUGCUCUGGAAUCAAGGGGAAGAAGAGGACAGAAAAAGGCAAUCAUAAUAGUGUGCUUUCUCUUUGCUGUGGUUGCAAUAAUCCACACUCCAGUAUUUUACAUGGAAGAUUAUCCAGAACAUAUGAAUAAGAAGACCUGCUUUGAGACUUUGCCCCUUGACAUCAAAUUGGCUUCUUUCAGCUUUGCUAGAUUCCUAUUUGGAUUUGCCAUACCUUUCACAAUCCUCAUUUUCACAAACUACAAAAUUUUCCAAAGUACAAAAACAAGCCACAGCUUGACUUCUCGCCAAAAAGCCAAAGUGAAGUAUCUGGCUAUUGCCAUUAUUGUCAUUUUCCUGAUCUGCUUUGCUCCCUACCAUGUGGUACUCAUAAUAAGAUCCAUAUACUUUAUGUUUCAUCAAAAUUGCUCAUGUCCAUUUGAAAAAGAUAUAUAUUCAAUUUUUACAGUGUUUCUGUGUUUAGCCACUGCAAACAGCAUUGCAGAUCCAAUCAUCUACGUGCUGGUUAGUGAAAACGUCAGAAAAGAUUUUUAUAGGAGUCUGAGAAGAUGGAGAUUGAACUCAUCCAGGCUGAAUUCAUCCAUUAAUCACAAGACUGACAGCAUAAAAUUGAAAAUGUCAAAAGAAUCACAGGAAGGAGGGCUAAGAGAAGAAAACAAAGGAAUACCAGAUUCAUCUGACACUCAAAAGAACUGUAAUAGUGGCAAAGACCAAGGAGGCGGCAGCUAG